Messenger RNA from Adineta ricciae, 891 nucleotides. The record is from the annotation of a GenBank genome assembly. Lineage: Eukaryota; Metazoa; Rotifera; Eurotatoria; Adinetida; Adinetidae.
AUGCUAGAAACCAUCUAUGAAGUCGAUGAGGAUGUUCAUCGUGAAGAUUCAUCGAAAUCCACUCAACAGCAAUCGCAAUUUUCCGUCUAUAUGUGUUGGUGUAUGAUUACGGGAUGUUUUCUUAUAUUAGUAUUUCUUAUUCUAAUUUCUUUAAAUCCUCAAUAUCUACUUAGCAAUUCGGUUAACAAAAUUAAUAGAAAUAUUGUCAAUGUGCCAUUGGACUCGAAAGACAAAUCGGACUUAUCGAAGAAAGUCAUCGAGUAUCUUGGCCUCUUUUCCCAUCAGAUUAAUAAACAAUUGGGUCUUCAAUCAAAUCCAAUUGCAUUUCUAACUGUACCCAUUUCCAAUUCGUCCGCAUUUGAAUUAAUGAAUCCGAACGGGAUAUUAUGGAUUUAUGGUCAUGUGAAAUAUCCAUCAUCGUCAAUUAACAAUCCUCAAGACGAAGAAAGUUUUCAUUCGAAACUAAAAAUCAGCUUUAAUGAACUGUCGAAUCUGAUCCAAACGAUCGUUUUCAAUUCUUCCCAACACCGACAACUUCAAUUAAACUUAUGUAGUUUAAUCGAAAACUCCACUUCAGCCACAUUCAUCUCCUUAGUGUCAAUUCAAACCACAGAGAAAAACACUACCGAUUCAACCAUCCCCUUCGAUCCUAUUACAUGCGAAGACAUAGAUCAACAUCUUCAGCUAACAGAAACAAUUGAUGAUCUGAUAUCACAAAAUAACUCCACGCUAAUCGAAUAUAACGAUAAAAACAGCAAUAUUCAAAAACAUACUAAGAAGCAUCGUGACUCCAGACAAUGUACUAAAUAUCAUGAAGGUCAACAUCAGGAGACCGCCCAUUGUUCUAAUGAUAUUAGUACGCCAAAAUUACUAAUGUCGAAUCUAUUCUAA